GGUAGGCAGGAAACGUCAUUCUUAUCAAUUACCAAGGUUUCUCCACGGCCGAUUGGAGUGAUCAUGUAAAUUCCUUCCCAGUACAAAAUAGAACGUAAUUCCCCGACCCAGUUCCCUCCACAUUCGCCAAAAUUUUCUAAAAAUCGAAUUAUACAAAACAAACAACCUAAGAAAAUGUCUAAGCUCUACAAAACCGUUAUCACUGCGUGCGACAGAUAUGUUCCUAACAGUUUGCGUCCGCUAUGGAAUCACGAAGCUGGACCAAAAACAGUCUUCUUUUGGGCCCCUUUCUUCAAAUGGGGUUUGGUGAUUGCUGGACUAGGUGACCUCACUCGGCCCGUGGAGACCCUUUCCAUCCCCCAAUCUGUAUCCCUGGCCGCCACCGGCCUCAUCUGGUCGCGGUACUCUCUCGUUAUCAUCCCUAAAAACUAUAGCUUGUUCUCUGUUAAUGUGUUCGUGGCCUGCACUAGUUUGUACCAACUCAGUAGGGCUGUGAGGCACGCACAAGAGCAGAAAAAACUUAAGGAAAACUAAUUGACUAAAUAAUUGACUGGAGUUCUAGUUACCGUCUCUCUGUAAUAUUGACAAAUAUGUAGCUCCAACUCCUUUAAAACUGUACUGGGAAUGGAAAUAUAAUAAUUGUUAACGAACAUAUACAUUCGAUUCCGAAUUUAUAACAUCUGGGUACAAAUACUGUUAAUACAGUAAAACCCAGCUAUAUUUUGAUUUUGUAUACCUUACGACGUAACGUUAUACAUACGGGUAUAAAGGGGUAGGUUGCACCAUUCAGUCCUGUCCUAAUGGCCAAAUUUUCUCAUUACAAUAUUGCUCGACCUGUGAUGAAGCCAGUUCAAAUUAUUAGGUUGCACCCCUCUAAGUACAAGGUUUCCCCAACAAAUCCAUAUGUAUUCCAAUUCCUUCAGCUAUGAUGAUUCAUUUCGAGACGAGUCACAUGAUUCAUUUCCCGAAAGUGCAUUCUAAUUUGAACCUUAAGUCGGAAUGCUAAAGUUGAAAUUAUGUGGUCGAUAAAUCGUACUAUAUGCCCGGAAAAGGGUUAUACCAAUGUCGAGAUUCAUUUGAUUCGACAUUCGUGUGACAUGGCUUCCGAUAAAGCUU
This is a messenger RNA of Cydia pomonella (codling moth), 1116 nucleotides long. Its product is annotated as mitochondrial pyruvate carrier 2-like. Gene Ontology annotation, biological process: pyruvate import into mitochondria. Lineage: Eukaryota; Metazoa; Arthropoda; Insecta; Lepidoptera; Tortricidae. Gene Ontology annotation, cellular component: mitochondrial inner membrane. The record is from RefSeq and is a predicted model, not a curated record. Gene Ontology annotation, molecular function: pyruvate transmembrane transporter activity. The transcript is spliced from 3 exons. The coding region runs from base 175 to 534 and encodes 119 amino acids.